Messenger RNA from Brachypodium distachyon (stiff brome), 2756 nucleotides. RefSeq names its product pentatricopeptide repeat-containing protein At2g36240. Gene Ontology annotation, molecular function: protein binding. The coding region runs from base 210 to 1691 and encodes 493 amino acids. NCBI's taxonomy places the organism in Eukaryota, Viridiplantae, Streptophyta, Magnoliopsida, Poales, Poaceae. The transcript has 2 exons. The record is from RefSeq and is a predicted model, not a curated record.
AUAAAUAGUUAAACCUGAAAUCUUCAAAGAUAAAUUGUACGGAGUAGUAAGAUGGGAAAAAAGAACCCAAUACUAAAUUUGUGGGCUUCACCAGUGAGCGCCCGUAGCUUCAAUUCCAUUUCUGCUACUGGGCUAGCCCAUCUCCACCACACUGACUCCGGUCACACACUCCUCCGGACUCCGUCGCCCUUCCCUUCCGCGGCCGGCGGAUGGCCGCCUCCCGCCACCUUGCGCGGAAGCUCCCGUCCAUCAUCUCCAGGCACCAGCGCCUCAUCUCGCCGGAGAUCGAAACCCUGGACACCCUUGAAGAUUCCACCUCACCCGCCUCCAUCCCCCUCGACCCGACCCUGCCGCUCCUCCCGCUCGCCGUCUCCCACCUCUCGCCGCCGAGCCCCCUCCCGGCGCUCCCCUCCGCACACGCCUCCUCCCCGGCAUCGCUCCUCCGCCUCCUCCACCGCGCGCGGCACCAUCCGCGCCUGGCCGCGCUCGACCUCCACCUCCUCCUCGCGGCCGCCUCCGCGUCGUCAGCCUUCCGCCCCGACCACCGUCUGACGAGCCUCCUUGCCGCGCGCCUCGCGGCCUCCCGCCGCCUCCCCUCGCUGCAACGCCUCCUGCAGCUCGUCCUCUCUCGCCCCUGCCCCUGCGCCGACGACUCCAUCUUCGCCUGCCCCGAGCUCCUCCCCACCUUCCGCAAGGCCAUCCUCGCCUUCGCCACCUCCGGCGAUAUCCCUUUGGCGUCCGACGCCCUCGCGUCCCUCCGGCGCGCCGCGGACUCGCCCCUCCCAGCCGAGUUCUACAACAUCCUCCUCCAAGCCCUCGCCCGUCUCCACCGCCACGACGACGCCAUCCGCUUCUACGGCGAGAUGACCAACACCCACCGCGUCGCGCCGGAUGCCUACACCUUCAACAUACUCAUCAACACCUCGUGCCGUGUGGAAGGCGUUGAUGCUGCCAUGAGGUGGUUUGAGGAGAUGCGGCGCCGGAGCUGUGCACCCAAUGGUGUGAGCUUUAAUACUCUUAUGCGCGGGUUCUUCAGAGAAGUAAGGUACAGGGAGGGUAUCAAGGUUGCUCACGAGAUGCUGCAACUCGGGGUCGGCCUGUCGGUUGCUUCUAUGGAGAUUUUAAUCGGUGGGUUGUGCCGUGGUGGUGAGGCUUUGAAGGCUGCAGAGGUGUUUGCCGAGUUUCUAGUGGAUGUGGUGGUACCCGAAGGGUUUGAUUGCUUAGGUCUGGUUGAGUCUCUGUGCCAUGUUGGAAGGGUGGACAAAGCAGGGGAAGUGGUGGAGCUGGUAUUGGAGAGGAACAUGGCAUAUUGCUUAAGUGUACCUGCUGGCGUAACGGUUUUGGACUGCUUGCUGAAGGCAGGGAAACUGGAUGAGGUAUGUCGAUUGAUGGACAGGAUGGUCGGGCAGGGGAUUGUCCCGGAUACCAUUUCUUGUAACUGUAUCUUUGAGGCACUUUGUGAAGAUGGAAGGUCUUCUGAUGCAAACAGGCUAAGGAUGCUUGCUAAGGAGAAGGGUUUUCAGGCUGACAGUGUGACAUAUAGCAUGCUGGUGCAGGGGCUCGGUAGGCAGGGGAGGAUGAAUGAAGGCAAGGCUGUUUUGGAUGAAAUGCUCGAUUUAGGGUUUAUACCAAACAUAAUGUCUUACAAUAGGCUUCUUGAUAGAGUUCAUACCCGGAGAUCUUUGCGAUGACAAGCAAACUUUUCAAGGUACCUGUGUGCUCCAAGCUUUUCUGAGCCAUGUGGAAGCAUGUCACAGGGUUGGUGCUUAGAAUUCAUGUCUACUGAUUUUGGAGAAACAUACAACAAAACAUGGCAGAUGAGACCAGCGGUGUUCAUAAUUGCACUGACAGAAGUUGCAUGGUCCCAAGGUGUCAAAUGAGGUUUGAAGGCCUUGCUGUUUGAACGAAAGUUUUUACAACACUCAAAAUCAUAUUGUUGUUACUAAGGUUUGUUGGAUUGAGAAUGCCUCAUCCCAUCUGGUGAUUUAACAUGCACAUUUCGUGAUCAUAAUUUCUGUAUUAGUAUUUCCAACAUUCUAGACAAGGCAUCUUGACAUCUUUUCAUAAUUCCACUGGACUGAUGAAAAAUUGCAAAUCUUUGAUAAAAAAAUUAACUAUAUGAAAAUGCAUGAAUCGUUCAAUUAAGCAAUUGGUCAGCGACAAUCCAGAGAAAACGAUCGAUCAGCAGUUCAGCAGUGCACCCGGAGCAACCUGUGGCCAGUUUGUGCACGAGUAGACCCAGUAUCUGAAUGGAAGCUGCCGUCCGAAGUUAAGCUGCGUGAUGAACCGCCCAGCAAGCUGCAGCGUCAUGGGGCCUCAUUUCUUCAUCGUGUUCCGCCACAUCGCAGCAUUCUCCUGCAACAACCUCGCCUCACUGACCCAAUGAGCAUGCUUCGAAGUACGUAACCUCCAGGACCCUGGCACGUCAGGGCUGGCCACACCGCCUGCGUCCCUAUUGUUGCCCUCGAAGUAGAGGUCCAGCGACACCGAAGUUGCAAGGUUCCAAGGUGUCAAAUGAGGUGCAGUGAUCGAUGCCCUUUAAUUCCAACAUUAGCUUUAAUUAUGUUGUCUUUACCGUGAUAUGUUCAUCCUCGUAGAGGGAUAUACAUCUGCAUUGGUUAUGACUUAUUACUUUGGACUCCUAGUAAGCAAGAUACAAUAAGGUUAGGGCCUUCAAGGGUGUUUCUCCUAUCUUAAUCCUUGUAAACUAGGAAUUGAUGCCCUAUUGGAGGAAUGAUAUUACCAUUUUAGUAACA